CUCUGCGCUCUCCCGCCCAGCCGUCGCUUCCCCUUUCCGACCUCCUCGGCCGUCCUUUGCCCCUUCCCGCCUUUUCCCGCUCCUCUGCGGUCCGCAUUCUCGUGGGCCGCCCCCUCGCCCGGCUCCGGUCCCCCGCGCUUGCGCCUCCGCCCUGCUCGGGCCGCUCGUUUUGGCUCGAGGAGUCUGUUGAGAGCAGCUUUCCAGCCGGAGACCGGGCGGCCUUGGCUCGGCGCUCCCAGCCCACCCGGCCCUGCCCAUUCAUUCUCCCCAUCCUGUUCAACCGCCGCGGACCCGGAUUCCGGUUGAAAAGAAUUAACUGGGAGCCGUGCGACUGCAGUUGCGUGCGGAGAGUAUUAACGGGAACAUCUAUAGUAGUGUAAAAACUUUCACAAUGAAAUCCGAAGCCAAGGAUGGAGAGGAGGAGAGUCUACAAACUGCUUUCAAGAAAUUAAGAGUGGAUGCCUCAGGGUCCAUUGCAUCACUGUCUGUUGGAGAAGGCACAAGUGUUAGAGCGUCAGUCAGAGCAGCAGUAGAUGAUACCAAACCUAAAACUACAUGUCCCUCUAAAGACAGCUGGCAUGGGUCUACAAGGAAGUCUUCCCGAGGAGCCGUGAGAACCCAGCGUCGUCGACGUUCUAAGUCUCCUGUCCUUCAUCCUCCAAAGUUCAUACAUUGCAGUACAAUAGCAUCUCCUUCCAGCAGUCAGCUCAAGCAUAAAAGCCAGACUGACACACCUGAUGGCAGCAACGGGCUGGGAGUUUCAACCCCUAAAGAGUUCAGUGUGGGAGAAUGCUCUACUUCUCUUGAUGCUAAUCAUACAGGGGCAGUUGUUGAGCCUUUGGGAACUUCGGUUCCCAGGCUCCCAUUGGAAAUUAAGACCGAAGACUCCUCUGAUGCUACCCAAGUCUCUCAAGCAACUCUCAAGGCCAAUGAUCUCUCUGACUUUCGAUCUGUUUCCAAGUUAAACCAGGGCAAGCAGUGUGCCUGUGUAGGCAAGGAGUGCCAGUGUAAAAGGUGGCAUGACAUGGAAGUGUAUUCCUUUUCAGGCUUGCAGAAUGUCCCUCCCCUGGUCCCAGAACGAAUUUCCACACUAGAGGACUAUUCUCAGUCGCUGCACACGAGAACUCUGUCUGGCUCUCCCCGCUCCUGCUCUGAGCAAGCUCGAGUCUAUGUGGAUGAUGUGACCAUUGAGGACCUAUCAGGCUACAUGGAGUAUUACUUGUAUAUUCCCAAGAAAAUGUCUCACAUGGCAGAAAUGAUGUACACUUGAUAGCCAGAAGCUAAUUUGUGUGCUUUAAACCAAUGAAGGGUUGUCAAAGAGAUUUAGUUAAUGGCAGACUUUGUGGCCACUUUGUGAGAAGACAUCUCUUUCUGCUCACUGUGCUUGCAAUAAAAACUUUUCUUGGCAUCUUAAUUAAA
Messenger RNA from Chinchilla lanigera (long-tailed chinchilla), 1419 nucleotides. RefSeq names its product oxidative stress responsive serine-rich 1 (gene Oser1). The record is from RefSeq and is a predicted model, not a curated record. Lineage: Eukaryota; Metazoa; Chordata; Mammalia; Rodentia; Chinchillidae. The coding region runs from base 392 to 1270 and encodes 292 amino acids. Gene Ontology annotation, biological process: cellular response to hydrogen peroxide. The transcript has 4 exons.